This is a messenger RNA of Pyrus x bretschneideri (Chinese white pear), 1024 nucleotides long. RefSeq lists its product as uncharacterized. The coding region runs from base 79 to 645 and encodes 188 amino acids. Lineage: Eukaryota; Viridiplantae; Streptophyta; Magnoliopsida; Rosales; Rosaceae. The transcript is spliced from 2 exons. The record is from RefSeq and is a predicted model, not a curated record.
CGCACCUCAAACACAAAGUCCAUAAAUAACACAACACAAAGUUGGAUCAAAAUAUUGCAACCUAAAAUCCAAAAAAAAAUGGUCGAGAAAGACGACAACAAAACCGGGGAAAUCGAGGAAACGGGCCCAAAAUCCGACGGGUCUUCUCCGAACCCGAAUCCCAAAACUGCGAGGACGAAGGUUCCAGAAGUGGAAGUCUGCCUGUAUCGACGGGGAAAAGGCCCGAUCGACACGUUCAAGUCGGGUCUGGGGGGUUGGGACCAGAACCAGUUGGAGGUCGGAGACAUUCUCGACAAGUAUGGAUUCAAAUCGCUUUACGCUUUCAAUACCGAAUCGGGUCGCGGGGUUCCGAUCCGGUUUAACCCUAGAAACGGCAGGUCUAUGCUGCCAUAUAGAGAUGGAGCCACGGUUCAAAUCGACGGAGAGCCUAAGGAUUCAUUGAUCCAACCGGUGACGAAAAUCUUGAUUGGAGUAGCUUUUAUGACCAUCCUGAUAACCUUGGUUUUGAGGGAUCCUCCGCAAUGGAUCCAGAAAUUAAACUUUACUGGAGGUAACUUCCCUCCAUGGAUCAUCGCUCUCGUGAUCAUAGUAUUUACUCGAAUGAGGAAGAGAACCAGGGAUUUGCUGAAAAAGUUUGGUUGGUGAAAGGCGUCAUUGAUGCUCCUCUUCUAAGGUUCAUUAGUUUUUCUUUCCAAUUGCUCUCAAACUUUGUUAAAAAUUGAUUCAUAAUCACUGAAAGCUACUCUCCAGUAUUUACUGAAGUUUGACAACAAAAAAAGCAACGCUCAUCUGUGCAUCGUCACUCAUCCGCAAAAAGCUGUAUGGGGAUUAGACUUCGUCACAAGUAUAAUCCCCUACAAGACUUUGCGGAUGUACACAAGGGGGCAUUUUCCAUAGUUUCCCACAUUCAUUUUAUGUAGCUUCUGUAAAGAAUCCAAGAUUUUGUAUGCUUGACUUCUAGAAGGAUUGUGCAUUUAUUGAUUUUGAACUGCUAGUAAGCUGGCAGUGGAGGUUGAAGACAUUA